Messenger RNA from Frankliniella occidentalis (western flower thrips), 1502 nucleotides. RefSeq names its product gastrula zinc finger protein XlCGF57.1-like. Bases 195 to 1445 code for a protein of 416 amino acids. The transcript is spliced from 2 exons. The record is from RefSeq and is a predicted model, not a curated record. Gene Ontology annotation, molecular function: RNA polymerase II cis-regulatory region sequence-specific DNA binding; DNA-binding transcription factor activity, RNA polymerase II-specific. Lineage: Eukaryota; Metazoa; Arthropoda; Insecta; Thysanoptera; Thripidae. Gene Ontology annotation, biological process: regulation of transcription by RNA polymerase II.
CAGGUGUGUCCGUGAGUGGUGAUAAGCGACCUGCACCUCAUCGGCGCCCCAUGGGCAGUGUGUCCGCCAGAUUGACUCCAGCGCCUCCUCCGUAAGUGUUCGACGACUAGCUGCUGCACCUGGGACCGACGAGUAUUCGAACCAACGACGGACCUUUGGUGACCUGAAAGAAUCACUGGACCUUUUGUGCUACUAUGCCACACCAAUGUGACCUGUGCAACAAGGAGUUUCAAGGAAAGGGGAACCUUGCCAAUCACAUGAGAACCCACACAGGAGAAAAACCAUUCGAGUGUACAUUAUGCGACAAGAAGUUCGCGCGUGAACAUCAUCUGCACGUACACCACCGGACCCACACAAAAGAGAAGCCCUUUGAAUGUACCCUCUGCCUCAAGAAGUUCGCACGUGAACAUCAUCUGCGCCAACACCUCCGGACCCACACAGGAGAGAAGCCUUUCGAGUGUUCACUCUGCAACAAGAAAUUUGCUGACAAGACCAACUUCGGCAAACAUCUCCGGACCCACACAGGAGAGACGCCUUUUGAGUGUACAUUCUGCGACAAGAAAUUUAAUCAAAAAGGCAACUUGGACAAACAUCUCCGGAGACACACAGGAGAGAAACCAUUCGAGUGUACAUUCUGCGACAAGAAAUAUACUCGAAAGGUCAACUUGGACACACAUCUCCGAACCCACACAGGAGAGAGGCCUUUUGAGUGUAGUGUCUGCGGCAAGAAAUUUAGUGCUGCUCUGCAUCUGCGCCAACACCUACGGACCCACACAGAAGAGAAGCCCUUCGAAUGUACAUUCUGCUCCAAGAAGUUUGCGCAUGACAAGUAUCUGCGCCAUCACCUCAGGACCCACACGGGAGAGAAGCCCUUCGGAUGCACACUCUGCCCUCGGAAGUUUACGGGUGAUAAUCACCUGCGCGUACACCUUCGGAAGCACACAGGAGAGACGCCUUUUGAGUGUACACUCUGUAACAAGAAAUUUUCACAAAUGGGCAGCUUAAACCAACACGUCCGGACCCACACAGGAGAGACACCUUUUGAGUGUACACUCUGUAACAAGAAAUUUGCGUGCUCUGAUACUUUGCGCAAACACCUCCGAACCCACACAGGAGAGAGGCCCUUCGAGUGUACACUCUGCGACAAGAAAUUUGCAGUAAUGAGUAACCUUCGCGUACACCUCCGGACACACACAGGAGAAAGGCCUUUUGAGUGCAUCGUCUGCAACAUGAAAUUUGCAAAUUCGAAUGGUCUCCGCGCACACCACCGGACACACACAGGGGAGAGGCCUAGGCCUUUAAAGUGCAUAAUUUGCAACAAGAAAUUUAACCGUGCUGACCAUCUCCGCAAACACCUCUCAAAACACACAGGCGAGAGCCUUGUUUUGAAUAAAAUUAGCGCUAAAGAGCCUCUUGAACUCACAUCUCCGGACCCAAACGGGUGAGUGUACAGUAUGCUACAAGAAAUUUGCGUGUAUUAAUAAAGCUGUCAUCUCACUGGA